This is a messenger RNA of Scophthalmus maximus (turbot), 4613 nucleotides long. RefSeq names its product phospholipid phosphatase related 3b (gene plppr3b). The record is from RefSeq and is a predicted model, not a curated record. The transcript has 8 exons. Gene Ontology annotation, biological process: phospholipid metabolic process; signal transduction; phospholipid dephosphorylation. Lineage: Eukaryota; Metazoa; Chordata; Actinopteri; Pleuronectiformes; Scophthalmidae. Gene Ontology annotation, molecular function: phosphatidate phosphatase activity. The coding region runs from base 261 to 2483 and encodes 740 amino acids.
UCUCUCUCUCCCUCUCUUACACACACACACACACACACCGUAGAGCAGCGGCAGUCCUCCCGCAGGAACUGUCGCAGGACGCAGGUGUCUUUUAUUCCAGGGAGAAACGGUACCAGAACCGGGACUAGAACCGAGCGGCUGUAACCCGGGACAACCAGGCAGGUGUGUCCGCCGUGACGUCGUUGGCGGGACGGGGGCUGCAGCUGGAGCAGGAAACGUGACGGGAAUCGAAGCGGAUCGAUGGUCUGAGGUUCAUCAGGAUGAUGAUGAUGAUGAACUCCUCAGAAAAAAUGAAGAAGAAACCUCCGAAGGACAGUUUGACUCUGCUGCCAUGUUUCUACUUCGUGGAGCUGCCCAUCGUGGCGUCCUCCAUGGUGUCUCUGUAUUUCCUGGAGUUGACCGACGUGGUUCAGCCGGCGCAGGUCGGAUUCCGUUGUCACGACCGCGAGCUCAGUUUACCGUACGUGGACGGAGGAGACGAACUCAUCCCGCUGCUGAUGCUGCUCAGCCUUGCCUUCGCCGGACCCGCCGCCUCGAUCAUGCUGGUUGAAGGUGUGAUCUACUGCCUGCAGUCCAGACUGAAGCUCCGCAGGCCUGAAGGAAGCAUCAACGCUGGAGGCUGCAACUUCAACUCCUUCCUGAGGAGGACGGUCCGCUUCGUAGGUGUGCAUGUGUUCGGUCUUUGUGCGACAGCUCUCGUCACUGACAUCAUCCAGCUGUCGACAGGUUACCACGCCCCCUUCUUCCUCACCGUCUGUAAACCAAACUACACUCAGACGUCAUGUGACAGGAACUCUUACAUCACUAAAGACAUCUGCUCUGGACACGACCAGCACGCCAUCGUGGCCGCCAGGAAGACUUUCCCGUCCCAGCAUGCCACUCUGUCAGCCUUCGCUGCAGUUUAUGUUUCAAUGUAUUUUAACUCGACCAUCUCCGACAGCACCAAGCUGCUCAAACCCGUCCUCGUCUUCGCCUUCGCCAUCGCGGCGGCGCUGACGGGUCUGACUCAGAUCACUCAGCAUCGCAGUCAUCCCGUCGACGUCUACGUGGGCUUCGUCAUCGGAGCCUUCAUCGCCGCUUAUCUGGCGUUUCACGCUGUCGCUAACUUUAAGUCCUCUGAUGACAUCACUCUGACCCCGCCCCCCCCACCUCCUAAAGAAGAUCCUCUUCGAGCGCUGACGGAGCGAGGACACGAGUCCGUCUAUAACAAGGGACCUGCCUCUGCCUCGGAGAGUAACGAUGAGAUAGCGGCGGCUCCGCCCCCCCUGGACCGGCUGGAGGGCCUGGGGCCCCUGCAGAGGGAGAAGGCCUCGAUGGGGAGCCUGAAGAGGGCCAGCGUGGACGUGGAGAUGCUGGCUCCUCGCAGCCCCAUGGGUAAAGAGACAAUGUUGACCUUCAGUCACACGCUGCCCAGGGCCAGCAUGAACAUUAACGGGGUGCUGGGGGCCGAGGGACCAGAGGAUCCGGUUCAGUCGGUUCAACCGGUGCAGCCGGUGCAGCCGGUGCAGCGGCGUUUGAAGGCCGUGCAGGUUCCCAUGGACCCGCUGCGGUCGCAGCAGCUGGUGUCAGAGUGGAAGCAGAAGUCCAUGGAGAUGAGAGGCCUGAGCGUCCGGGAUGAGGUGGAGCACGAAGCCAGCGAGGACGGCUCUGAGGUGGGCUCUGUGGGGACCGACGAUGGGGGUUCUCAGGUCCCUAUCUACCAACCUGUGGUGCAGUCUGGUAGAGCAGCCUCCAGCCGCAACCCCACUCCACCUCCAGGCGGCGCCAAGGCUGUGGCAACUCCCCGACCGCCACAGAUCCCUGAAGCAGGACCCCCACCAGUGUCCCCUAAGAGCGCCCUGACACGGGCCAAGUGGCUUGCCAUUCGGGAGAAGACGAGUGGGGAGGGGUCUGCCCGUGGUGCCGCUAACCAGCCGCGACUCAUGCAGGUCAUCGCCAUGUCAAAGCAGCAGGGCCUCCUCCCUUCCUCCUCCUCAGGGGAGAAGUCUUCUGAGACCACCUCCACCUGCUCCGCCUCCUCCUCCACGGCCAACUCACCGCACUACCGCCACCCGCCUGAGCAGCAGCGGGAGGGUUCAGGUAUCGUCACAGUGGAUGCCCAUGCUCCCCACCAUCCUGUUGUUCAGGCUCUGGCCCCUCCUCAGGCCCUCGCAGGUAACGGUAACCCGUGGGAGUGGGCGGGGGCAUCCAACGGGGGUGACCCACGGGACACCUACGACCUCAACAGCCUGAACCGAGGAGACUCGGCCGCCCACGGCAGCAGCUUCCGGCCGCACCGAUCUGCCUCGCCAUGCGGCACCAUUGACCCUGACGCUGCCUCGUCCAGAUGUCACCCCCAGGGGGAGACACCAGCGGACACUAAGCACAGGGAGAUGGCCAUGAGACGCAAGACGGCACUCGUUCUGUUGGAUCGAGAGAUUCGUAACCAGACUGACCAGGAAAACUAUUAUAAGAGUUUGCAAGGACGGAGGUUCAAGGAUUAGUCUCCUCCUUUUCAGAACAAAAGCCUUAUUUUAGAACUGAUCAUGAACAGCACAGUACCUGGACAGUGGUGAGGACCAUGUUGCUAUGGUGAGGAGCAUGUUGCUAUGCACUUCUUGCUGCAGGGUCAGGCCUGAUGCUCGGUGACUCAACACUAACAGUUUCCACAUCAGAGACGUUUUUGUCUGAAGAAAUAAAAUUAGAAUAAAAAACUGUAUCUAAGGUAGAAAAUAUAAUGAUGAAAUACAAUAACAAAUACUAAAUACAAUAACCUGGGGCCAAAGGGUAGGGGUGAGGUAGUAAAUCGGGGUGGGGUCAUAUGUUGAGUUUGGAAAUCUGUCCAGGAUCUGAUUGGUCCGUCACGUCAGAGAUGUUCCUCAGCUGGAACCUGAUGAUGAUCUUGUGUCUCAUCCAGCAGUGAAUCUGUCUGACUGGUGUAAACCUCCGUUACAGUGUUGGGCCUUCGAGCAAGACGCUGGAGAGUUUCCAUGGCAACUCAUUCUGUAGUAAUAAUAAUAAUAAUCUGAAGUCAAAGAGAUGGUUUGAAAGAUUAAUUGUAGAAGCACAAACACGCAACAAACCUGAAACCUGCAGUGAAGCUCCUGCGAUAAGAUCCUGCUGUUAUUCACGACUUCACCAGCUGCGUUCAGGGACGACGUGGACGUUAUGACGUCGUGGACGUGUGACAGUAUGACAGAGUCUUACACUGACUGUAAAUUGCCUGGAUCAGUUGGUCUUUGCCUUUCUCUUUUGAUGGUUUCGUUGCUAUAGUGAUUCUCAGCAUGUUGGUUUGUUUGUGUGCUGCUCUGUGAUUGGUAGAGUGUGAAUGUGAGUAUUUAUUCAGGAUGGACCAACAUGAGAUAAAUAUUAUCCAGAUAAUGAUGUUCAGAAUUGAAAGAUACACUCUUUGAUUUUGUUUCAGCUUCCUGAAAAAAGUCUUGUUACAAAAAUAUAUUAAAUACAAGUUAUUAACUCAUAGACACAAGUUAACUGGUAGAUACAGGUUAUUAACUCAUAGAUACAGGUUAGGAACUGGUAGAUUCAGGUUAUGAACUGGUAGAUUAAGGUUAUGAACUUGUAGAUAGAAGUUAGUAACUCGUAGAUACAGCUUAUUAACUCGUAAAUAAAGGUUAUGAACCCGUAGAUACAAGUUAAAUAGUUAGAGUUAAAUAGUUAGUGUCUCGUAGAUACGAGUUAAUAACUCAUAGAUACAGGUUAUUAACUCGUAAAUACAGGUUAACUCGUAGAUACAGGUUAUUGAGUCGUAGAUACAGGUUAUUAACUCGUAGAUACAGGUUAAUAACUCGUAGAUACAGGUUAUUAACUCGUAGAUACAGGUUAUUAACUCGUAAAUAUAGCUUAUUAACUCGUAGAUACAGGUUAUUAACUAGUAAAUAUAGGUUAUUAACUCGUAGAUAAAGGUUAAUAACACGUAGAUACAGGUUAUUAACUCGUAGAUACAGAUUAUUAACUCGUAAAUAAAGGUAAUUAACUCAUAAAUAAAGGUUAUUAAUUACCAGACACAGGUUAUUAACUCGUAGAUACAGGUUAUUAACUCGUAAAUAUAGGUUAUAACCUCGUAAAUAUAGGUUAUUAACUCGUAGAUACAGGUUAUUAACUCGUAGAUAUAGGUUAUUAACUUGUAGAUAUAGGUUAUUAACUCGUAGAUACAGGUUAGUGUUAUUUGCGUAGAAGUUUGUGUCUCUGGGACGCUGGUUUCCAACAAAGACAAAAUAACUAAAUUGUCUGUUUGGUCAUUUAAAUUUGUCAAAGUGUCAGUAAAAGAAAGAAGAAUUAAAUAAUCGACUCGUUAAUCUUUAAAAAAAUAAAACAUGAAAUAAUGCAGCUGUUAUGAAAAAUAGGAAUUAAAGUGUUGAUUAUUUUGUUGUGGUUAAUUCUUUUGAAAGAAUUUGAAACUAAAUCAGUGUGUAUCUGUAAAUGUGAAGCUGAUGAGUGCGUCUGUUACUGUGUCUGUUAUUGUUGCAUGAACUCAUCUCUUCUCCAUGUGGAUAUAAAACACAAUGAUUCUGUAAAUGUUGUGACUGGAAACGUAAAAAGAGAAAUGUGUUGUGAACAGCAUGUUCUGUGGUCGUCAGGGGCAAUGAUCUCAAUUAAAACCAGCUGCGUCUCAA